GUACGAGAUGAAGAAGAAAACCUGGGAAGAAAACCUUGAAGUAGAUGUCUAUCUUAUCUCGAUGGUCGACGUAAGCUGAGGUCAAUUGAACGGUGAGAUUUAGUUCAUUCAAUUGUCACAAGAUGCGUUAUACGGAUGUGGUGAUUUUUGUGAAUCUACUCGCGUGUGCUAUUGCGCUACCGCGGUAUAGUAGUGACACAGAAACGUUUGAACUGUCUGUGAUACAUAUAAAUGAUUUUCACGCAAGAUUUGAACAGACCAAUACUGCAGGUGGUAAAUGUAAAAAAGAAACAGCAUGUAUUGCUGGAUUAGGUAGAAUAAAGACUGAAAUCAACGAAAUAUUAGCAGAGAAACCAAAUUCGCUUGUACUUAAUGGUGGAGAUAAUUUCCAAGGCACACUUUAUUAUAAUAUUUUUAAGUACAAUAUAACUGCUCACUUCCUCAACACCAUCCCGUUUGAUGCAGUGGUACUAGGUAAUCAUGAGUUCGACGAUGGUAUUGCUGGUGUAGUCCCCUUCAUGCAAAUGAUGAAAGCUCCUAUAGUAUUGAGCAAUGUCGAUGAUAUGUUUGAGCCCACAUUCCAAGGGCUGUACAAAAAGAGUGUCGUAGUAGAAAGAAAUGGAAAGAAGAUUGGAAUCAUAGGUGUUAUAAUUCAAUCAUGUAAUGAAAUUUCAAACACGGAGAAGUUGAUAUUCCUAGAUGAAUCAACUUCAGUCAACGAGGAAGCAGAAAGAUUGGUUAGGGAUGAAGGGGUUUUCACAAACAUUGUAUUAUCCCAUAGUGGUUAUGGAAUAGAGAAACUUAUUGCACAAAGUGCUAAAAAUAAAAUCAGUAUGAUUGUCGGUGGACACUCACAUUCAUUCUUGUAUACUGGAGAUAAUCCACCGGGACCAGACAAACCAGCUGGUCCAUACCCAACUGUGAUAACUAGUGAUGAAGGAAAGACUAUAUUAGUGACGCAAGCAUCUGCCUACACUAAAUACCUAGGAAAUAUAACAGUAUUUUACGAUGAAGAAGGUAAUAUCAAGGAUUGGUCAGGUGCUCCUAUUUAUAUGGAAAAUGAAAUAGAGCAAGAUCAAGAAUAUUUGAAUGAGCUGAUGCCUUAUUCAGAUGUAGUUAGAAAAAGCGGAAAUGACAUAAUUGGAUCGACGCUUGUUAGAUUAGAAAGAGAUGACUGCAGGAUGGGCGAAUGUCUUUUAGGAAAUUUUGUGACUGAUGCUAUGGUUUUUUCGUAUAUAAUAACUGCCCCGAAGGCAUCUUGGACUAAAGCAGCAAUUGCCCUUAUGAAUACAGGUGGUCUUAGGACUUCUAUAGCAAAAGGAAAUAUAACUUAUGAUGAUAUGAUCACAGCUCAACCUUUUGCAAAUGAUCUUUAUAUGGGAGAGGUGACAGGACAGGAUUUGAAGGAUAUUUUUGAAUUUUCCGCAUCUCCAUAUUUUUAUGGAAGAACUUUCAUAAACAUUAACAUCUUGCAAGUGUCAGGUGUACAUAUGGUGAUGGACAUUAGGAAACCUAUCGGACAGAGAAUAACAACCUUGCAAGCCAGAUGUUCCGACUGUCAAAUUCCAAUCUAUGAAAAUGUCAGCAUGAAAAAGAUUUACAGAGUAAUAGUACCAUCUUUCCUGAUGCGUGGUGGAGAUGGUUUCAGUAUUAUUCCAGAGAGAAUGAAGAAUGUGCAGAUAGGAGAAGUAGACAUGGAUGCUUUUAGCCAUUUCUUGCACAACAGAAGUCCACUUUUCGAAGAAGUUGAGGGUAGAAUUCAAAUUUUAGGAGUUGAGAAGAUUGUAGCAAGGGAUUUAUUUUCAUGAGAUACUGAAUUUUAGUUUGAAUGGAAAAUAUGCGAUUUGGAAUGUUCUUCGUUUUGUGAAGAAAAUUCAAAUCGUUAGUUAAAUUGAAAUUGAUCAUUUUGUUAUUCAUUUUCGCCGAAAGAAAAAUAAGAUUAAGAUCUCGCGUGAAUGUAAUUUUUUUUAUUGAGUGAGUGAGUCUAGUCCUUUUAUUUUAUAAAUUAUUCAAAUUUCGAUGAAUUUCAAAAUAUACAUUAUAUUGCA
This is a messenger RNA of Harmonia axyridis, 2048 nucleotides long. RefSeq names its product apyrase-like. The coding region runs from base 123 to 1808 and encodes 561 amino acids. Gene Ontology annotation, biological process: AMP catabolic process. The transcript is spliced from 9 exons. Gene Ontology annotation, molecular function: nucleotide binding; 5'-nucleotidase activity; metal ion binding. The record is from RefSeq and is a predicted model, not a curated record. Gene Ontology annotation, cellular component: plasma membrane. NCBI's taxonomy places the organism in Eukaryota, Metazoa, Arthropoda, Insecta, Coleoptera, Coccinellidae.